Molecule: messenger RNA, 3874 nt
Organism: Xenopus tropicalis (tropical clawed frog)
Lineage: Eukaryota; Metazoa; Chordata; Amphibia; Anura; Pipidae
Gene: plppr3
Product: phospholipid phosphatase related 3
Exons: 9
Coding region: 579-2693 (704 amino acids)
Biological process (GO): phospholipid metabolic process
Cellular component (GO): membrane
Source: RefSeq, a predicted model, not a curated record
CACACACUCCAUCAUCGUGAUUGCUUUUGUGUGUGCUGCAGACUCAGCCCCUACAUCUGUCUCCUCCUCUGUCUGUCCCUCCAGAACAGUGCUCUGCCCCUGAUCCCCACCAGCCUUUCUCUCCCUCCUUCCCUCCAUCUCUUCUAGAUUGGAUGGGCCCCCAUGAGCCCCUAAAGGGACAGGUGGAAAAGGCUUUUUCCUGGUGUUUAAAGAAGGGCAGUAUUUGAAGGGGUGGAGACACACUGAAAGGUUGUCUGGACCACAGGACUGAAUGUUUGACGACUGGUUUCAGGUGCUGUUUCUUUCUUUUUCUCCUGCUUGCCAAUUAACCUUUAACCAAAGCUAUUCUUCUUUUGUUAGAAAAUAAUAUACAGAUUUCCCAAUACAUCUCCUUUCUCUGUUUUUCCUUCUCCUACUUCCCAUUCCCCUCAUGCUUUCUUCACUGCCCUACCUUCUAUCCCCCUCUGCUCUCUUUGUUCCUGUGGAAUGGCAAUUCCUGCUCCUCUUGUACUGUUUUCUGGCUUCUGUGACAGGUGUCCUAGGGGCCUAAUCAUUUUCAAGACUCCCCAGUGGGGGCCAUGAUCACCAACAAAGAUAAGAGCAAAGUUCGCCCACCUAAGGACAGCAUGACUCUCUUGCCUUGCUUCUACUUUGUGGAGCUUCCUAUUGUGGCCUCCUCCAUAGUAUCGCUGUAUUUUCUGGAGCUGACAGAUAUAUUCCGCCCAGCACAGGGUGGGUUUCAGUGCCAUGAUCGUGCACUAUCUAUGCCAUAUGUGGAGAGCAAUGAAGAGCUAAUUCCCCUUCUUAUGCUCCUUAGCCUUGCAUUUGCCGCCCCAGCAGCAUCCAUCAUGGUUGGAGAAGGUGUUUUGUACUGUAUUCAGUCUAAACUGAAAGGUCGGAGUAGUUCUGAGGGGAGUAUCAAUGCUGGGGGAUGUAAUUUUAACUCAUUUCUACGCAGAACCGUUCGCUUUGUGGGAGUUCAUGUCUUUGGACUAUGUGCCACUGCCUUGGUCACCGAUGUCAUCCAGUUGGCCACUGGAUACCAUGCCCCCUUUUUUCUGACUGUCUGUAAACCCAACUAUACCCGGCUAGGCACCUCAUGUGCCUCCAACCCUUACAUCACUCAGGAUAUCUGCACAGGAAAUGACCAGCAUGCUAUUCUGUCUGCAAGAAAGACGUUUCCUUCGCAGCAUGCCACCCUUUCUGCUUUUGCAGCUGUCUACAUUUCAAUGUAUUUUAACUCCAUCAUCUCUGACAGUACAAAACUUUUGAAGCCGUUGCUGGUCUUUUCAUUUUCAUUUGCGGCUGGAGUGUGUGGUCUGACGCAGAUCACACAAUACCGCAGCCACCCUGUGGAUGUAUAUUCAGGAUUUCUCAUUGGAGCAGGCAUUGCAGCUUAUUUGGCUUAUCACGCGGUAGGAAAUUUCCAUUCUUCCACUGAAGAAACCUCCAUCAGUCCUCCUACUAAAGAUCCUUUGCAAGCCUUAACACAACGUGGUCAUGAAUCUGUCUACCACCAAAAUAAGUCAUUGAGCACUGAUGAGCUGACACCACGCCCAAGAAGCCAGGAAUCCCAGCGUCAGGUUCCACGUGAAAAAAACUCUCUGGGUAGCCUAAAACGAGCCAGUGUGGAUGUAGAUUUAUUAGCUCCCAGAAGCCCAAUGGGUAAAGAGAACAUGGUGACCUUCAGUAACACCCUUCCACGGGUCAGCACCCCAUCAAUGGAAGACCCUGCCCGUCGUCACAUGACUAUUCAUGUUCCCACAGAAGGCUCACGCACACGAAGCACAGGCCCUGAAUGGAAGCCAAAGCCAAUAGAAGGACGGACUCUGACCCUGGGUGAAGAGGUGGCCUUAGCACAGGCUCAUAGGCGAGCUCUAUCUGAGACUUCAGGCAUCAUCCUUGAUGAUCCAGAACCUGACCGGGUACCCCCUUCACUUUACCCUACAGUGCAAGCCAGGACAGGAGGUCCUCGAGUUGUUAUACAGCCACGUCCAGCAGCACCACCCCUUCUUCACAUACCUGAGGAAAACCAGGGGGGUUCCCCAAAAGGCAGUUCUGCCAUACGAGCAAAAUGGAUGAUGAUGGCAGAGAAAGGAGGAGCACCACGGGCAUCUGCUAAUGCCCCAAGACUUAUGCAGGUCAUUGCUUUGUCCAAACAGCAACAGCAACAACAGGCAAACGUGUUAGGUGCUAGUACCCCUAAGCAUUCAGAAACCUCUUCCUCUUCCACAACAAGUAGCUCUGAUUCCUCCCAGUACCGUUCACCAUCGGAUCGUGACAGCUCCAGUAUUGUCACUAUUGAUGCCCAUGCACCACAUCACCCUGUAGUUCACCUUUCUUCAAAUAAUGGACCUUGGGAGUGGAAGUCUGGGCAAAAAACAGGUGAGAUCCAGGAAGGAGUUGGGUAUGAUAUAAGCAAAGAUUACCGUGGCUUCAGGACCCCCAAAGGUGCUGGCGUGUCCCCUGGUUCCUCAAUUAGUGACCUAGAGCCAGAUCCAGAACCACGCUAUGGUCCUACAGUUAAUGUGGCAGGAGGAGUACCUACUCCCAUUGUAGCAGAAGUGGUUAGCGUCUCAUCCAGCCGGGAGGCCAGCCUCAGAAGGAAACCUCAGUCAAUUGAUCGAGAUGGUAGUGAUGAAGGAGAGGAGCCAUUCUACAAAAAGCUUCAAAACCAGAGGUUUAAGGAGUGAGCUACAUGGAAAGUAUAAAUGUAAAUAUUUGGCAUGUUUUGAAGGACAAGAAAACACAGACAUCUGCAGCAAAAGUAGAGCACUGGUAUCAUACAUUUAUAUCAGUGUAGCAUCAAAAUUAAUGGAACUGAUUCAGCACUAUGAAUUGACAUACACGGCAAGAGUUAUCUCAGAUAACUUAAUGUAACUUUCAUGUAUGUUGAGAAUGCAGAUUUUUCUUUCUUGUUGGAACCUUAAAAAUGGAUCCGCCAAAGUCUUGCGUUUGUUUUCCCAGAAAGAGACUCUAUAAAUAACUUGAAUUUUACAAUCAGUAGUGUUUGCAAUCAUCAAACUAUGGCAAACAGAUGUAGUAACACAUUUGAGCUUCUCUGUGUAAAUCCAGAUGGCUAAAAGGAAGAGGAACAUGUGCUGCACAAGAAUACAUGACUGUAAAUAGUUUUGGGGAAAGCAAAGAAUGCAUGAAGCCCUGGGGAUGUGGUUAGAGGAAUUGAAACAAGUGCUAUGAUAUUAAAAAAAAAAAAAAAAUAAUAAACAUACAUGGGAUUAAAAAAGGCCCCUUCCUAUAUAACGGAAUGCAGAGACGGUAAAUGGGACACAAUAACUUUUCUUGUUCUACAAGAGGUAGCUGACUUCAUUUACAGUGUGCCUUAGCCCAUUACUUAAAUUAGGGCCUUGAUUCUAGGACUCUGCAUGUGGUACAGGCCUGACCCUAUCAGGUGAGCUUUAUAACUCAAGUGGUUUGCAGUUGUGUCCAAGCUCCCAGACUCCAAAAUCCAACAUGAUUUAACUAAGUGGCAAUCUGUUCAUGUUUUGCAAAUAUAAAGUGACCAAAACUCGCUUUUUAGAGAGUAAAAACAGCUAAUCACUGCAUCUAUCAUUAACUUGGAGGUCUGGUAAGUUUACAGAAUUGGACACAUUCCCUGUAUUUGUGCAAGAUGAAACCUAUAUUGUUGGCGAGAAGAGUACUGCUAAAUCUGGUGCUGUUUAAUGAAAUAUCUUUCAGGGACUCAUAAUGUUGUAUAUUAUAACCAAGUUGCACUGGGAGCACUUAAUACAAUGUUUUGUACAACUAGAACAGUGAUCCAGCAGCACAUCUUGACCAGCCCUGCGAACAUUCAAGAGGUUCCACACUUGCUAUAUUUUGUAAAUUGUUGAAUUUUAAAUAAACUGUAUUAAGACUA